Molecule: messenger RNA, 911 nt
Organism: Hippoglossus stenolepis (Pacific halibut)
Lineage: Eukaryota; Metazoa; Chordata; Actinopteri; Pleuronectiformes; Pleuronectidae
Exons: 6
Coding region: 63-731 (222 amino acids)
Source: RefSeq, a predicted model, not a curated record
ACAGAACACUUCCCCUGGUCCCUGUGAGGAGGCUGUAGCUGGCAGGAUCCCUGACACUGCUGAUGCUCUCUGGCUGCCCGCUGUCUCAAACCAUGGCUGCACAGCUGGUUGCGGCUCUGCUGGCUCUCGCCUCCCUGGGUGUCUCGUCUGAACCGACCGACUGCAAAGAGCUGGUCAAGCCUCUGGUCCUGGACAGCCACAGCCCUAUCUAUGGGAAGUGGGUGUUUUAUGUGGGGACGUGGGACGAGCCCGGCCUGAAGAACGACUUGGUGACAGUGAACAGCUCCUGGGUGGAACUGUCGGCUUCCUCCGACAGCGGAGUCAUGACCAUCUACUGGGCCGACCGCCUAAAUGAUGAUAAAUGCCUGCAGGGUGUAGCCAACGCCACCAUCUCUGGAAUGACCAGCCACACCAAUUUUAACAUCAAUGGUCACACGUCCUAUCAUGAUGGGAAGUACUAUGAGACGUGUGCCGACUGCCUCCUGUCUGAAGACACCACCCUCCUCCCUGAUGGCAAGACAAAGGGACGAUACCUUUUUCUCUUCACACGGACCGGCACUCUGGAUGCGUCCGAACUCGAGACCUUCAAGCAGCAGGCCAAGUGUCUGAACUUCCUCCCAGAGUACCACUUUGUGGGCACAGAUCUGUGUGCAGACGACAGGGAAACUGCUUCACCUGCCGUCGAGAACACGGAGAAGGAUCCGACUGAGGCUGAGCCUCCUGCCAAGUGAACAGCUUCCAAACACCUAAAACAAGUCCAGCCUAACGUGAACUAACUCGUGUGCUGUGAUCUGCUUGUGCACUGACGUAGUCUUGUGUUUUGCGACAUGAAUGUAGUUUAGCUCCUUUAAUGCCUCCAUUGUUUUCCACUGGUUGUGUGUGCUGAAAUAAAAAAAACACUUCUCAGUCUC